This is a messenger RNA of Musa acuminata subsp. malaccensis (wild Malaysian banana), 849 nucleotides long. RefSeq names its product probable xyloglucan endotransglucosylase/hydrolase protein 26. Gene Ontology annotation, molecular function: xyloglucan:xyloglucosyl transferase activity; hydrolase activity, hydrolyzing O-glycosyl compounds. Gene Ontology annotation, biological process: cell wall biogenesis; xyloglucan metabolic process. NCBI's taxonomy places the organism in Eukaryota, Viridiplantae, Streptophyta, Magnoliopsida, Zingiberales, Musaceae. The record is from RefSeq and is a predicted model, not a curated record. Gene Ontology annotation, cellular component: apoplast; cell wall.
GCUUCUCUUCUUCUGAUGGCUGCCUUUGAUGGAGCUCUGGUUCAUGCUGACUUCUACAACGACGUAGACUUUGUCUGGGGCUAUCAGAACGCAGGAAUCUGGAACGACGGAAAUAGCCUUUCUCUCAUGCUCGACAAUGUCUCAGGUUGCGGGAUGGUGACGAAGAAUCAGUAUCUCUUUGGAAGCAUCGAAGUGCAGAUCAAACUGGUGAAGGGGAACUCUGCUGGCACUGUAACAGCGUACUAUUUGUCUUCGACAGGGGAUAAGCAUGACGAGAUAGACUUUGAGUUCCUCGGAAAUGAGACCGGACAACCCUACAUCAUCCACACAAACAUCUUCACGCAAGGCGUGGGGAACAGAGAGGAGCAGUUCUAUCCUUGGUUCGACCCCUCGGAUGACUUCCACAACUACACCAUUCACUGGAACCCAUCCCAAGUCGUGUGGUUUGUCGACGGGAUUCCGAUCAGAGUCUUCAGGAACUACGAGAGCUCCGGCGUUCCAUUUCCCAAUCGGCAAGCGAUGAGAGCCUACUCCAGCAUCUGGGAGGCGGACGAGUGGGCAACAAGAGGUGGGCUGGUAAAGAUCGACUGGAAUUCUGCACCUUUCGUGGCCUACUACCAGUACCUGCAGCUGAGAGCUUGUCCAUGGUAUGGGCCAAGCAGCAGCGGCGAGUGCUCUGCAGCUUCCCCGGCUAAUUGGUGGACCUCGCCGGAGUACAGCACACUGACUUACCAAGAACAGGGACAGAUGAAAUGGGCGAGAGACAACUUCAUGAUCUACGAUUACUGCAAAGAUACAGAGAGGUUCGAUGGAGCAAUGCCCCCUGAAUGCUCUCUUCCCAAGUAUUAG